Ruditapes philippinarum (Manila clam) is the source of this 810-nucleotide messenger RNA. RefSeq lists its product as uncharacterized. The transcript is spliced from 3 exons. The record is from RefSeq and is a predicted model, not a curated record. The coding region runs from base 1 to 693 and encodes 230 amino acids. NCBI's taxonomy places the organism in Eukaryota, Metazoa, Mollusca, Bivalvia, Venerida, Veneridae.
AUGGUGAAUAUAAACACCAAAUUAAUUGUAUUAAUCGUAGUGCUAGCUAAAGGGACAGCUGUAGAUUUUAACAUAUAUCACAAGGAUGAAACAUUGCUUGAUGUUGUGUGUCCAACAGAAGCCAGUUUAGAAUUUGGUUCAUCGAGGACAGUACAAGAAUGUGCAAACAACUGUCAUCUAGAUACAAUUUGCGGAGGUUUCUUCUACAGCAAACAACAGAAAUACUGUAAAGGUGUACCAGGGAUUCUGUCACCGAAUGUGACAUGUAAUGAUUCUAUGGGGUUUGCAUAUUACAGAAAGAAAGCUUUGGAACGAGGCUUUGGUGCUCAGUGCAAUUUUACAGUCGAAUGUACGAUGAAUGCAAGCGUGUGUAAUCAAGGAGCAUGUUCUUGCAAGGCCGGUUACAGCUAUAACUCGUCGGCUGGAAUGUGUGUCAUAGAAUGUGACAGCUAUGGGUCGACCUAUAUCAAGCACGAACACAAAAUGCUAAGUGACCCAUAUAUCUUUUUGGACGAACCUGUUUCUUUUGAAUAUUGCAUGUCAGUUUGCUCAAGCAACACAGUUUGCAGAGGGUUCAAUUUUAAUGGAGGAUUCGGACGAUGUAAGACACUGGCAAUUACUCCUUUGACGCACCCGGAUACGUAUCACGAUAUCUUAACGGUAGAUUAUUAUCAAAGAAAUUGUUCUGAAUAAAACAAAUCAGAGCUUACAAACAAUACAAAUUCGUAAUGUUUUGUUUUACAUGUACCUUUUUGUUAUUGAACAUUAUUUUCAAUAUCUUGUUUUCAAAUUAUAUUGCUCACAAAUAUA